UGUUGAAAUUCACUGGUGUUUAAUAUACAUGUAUGUGCAACUCCUACCUUCUAAUACAAACAAAAUACACAUGCUUCGGUUAUCAGCAGUGGAGCUAGAUUUUGCUGGUAGAUGUAAGCUGGCUGGGAUCAAAGGUUCUUUGAAAGAAAGAAUACUGAGUAGACUACAGUCGGUGUCCUGUAGAAUCCUCAGUCAUUGUGAAUGGUGGUAGUCUCCAAUGCACUGCACCUGGUGAGACCACACUAAUACCGGACGUCUGAGCUCUCUUAAAAAAGCUGUCGAUCAAAACAUCUGUUUUGGUUUGGAAAGAUAGUCUUCAACACAACAACGACAAUGGGAUGGAAAUUAGCAGUCAGUGUUCUACUGAUUGGUGUAUUAGCUGCCUACAUGAGUGGCAUCUUCAGCUCACCACCAAGUCCCCCUGAGAUAGGGGAUGGGUGGUGGGGACGAGGUGAAAGACCAACAACCAAAGAGGAUACAUCCAUCAGAAAGUUCAAGAUCAAUGUUACUGACGAAGACAUGGACGAUUUGAAAGAUCGUUUGAGAAAGACCCGAUGGUUUGAGAGUGUUGAAGAAACCAAGUUUCAUUUUGGUAUCAAACCAGAAUACAUGAAGUCAAUACAGGAAUACUGGCUCAACGAAUACGAGUAA
Asterias rubens (European starfish) is the source of this 651-nucleotide messenger RNA. RefSeq names its product epoxide hydrolase 1-like. The record is from RefSeq and is a predicted model, not a curated record. Gene Ontology annotation, molecular function: epoxide hydrolase activity. Gene Ontology annotation, biological process: epoxide metabolic process. The coding region runs from base 334 to 651 and encodes 105 amino acids. Lineage: Eukaryota; Metazoa; Echinodermata; Asteroidea; Forcipulatida; Asteriidae. The transcript is spliced from 3 exons.